Messenger RNA from Stegastes partitus (bicolor damselfish), 3431 nucleotides. RefSeq names its product solute carrier family 22 member 15 (gene slc22a15). Bases 38 to 1528 code for a protein of 496 amino acids. Gene Ontology annotation, cellular component: membrane. The transcript is spliced from 13 exons. Gene Ontology annotation, biological process: transmembrane transport. The record is from RefSeq and is a predicted model, not a curated record. Gene Ontology annotation, molecular function: transmembrane transporter activity. NCBI's taxonomy places the organism in Eukaryota, Metazoa, Chordata, Actinopteri, Pomacentridae.
AUGCUAGCCUCGGAGCCGCCUGGCCGCCCUGCCUGGGAUGGAUUUAGAAGAAGCUUUCCAUAUUGUCGGCGAGUUUGGACCCUACCAGAAGCGAGCGGUGGCUGUUCUCGUCCUGACACAGGUGUACAUGGCCUGUCAGUCCAUGCUCAUCGUUCUGGUUGGAUCGACUCCAGAGUACCGGAUCGAGCAGCAGGACGUGGUCCCGUCGAGCCAGCAGUCAGUCGCCUUCACCGAGGACAUCGACUCCAUAGUGACCGAGUGGUUCCUCGUCAAGCAGCAGGCCUAUAAGGUCAGUCUUGCUGGAUCGCUGUUCUUCGCGGGGCUUCUGGUCGGGAACGUUGUUUUUGGGCCGCUCUCUGACAAGAUUGGAAGAAGACCCGUUUACCUGACAGGUCUCUUUUUUGAGGUGAUCUUCGGCUAUGUGACCGCCUUGGCGCCCAGCUACGAGGUCUUCGCCCUGUCUCGCCUCCUGGUCGGGCUGAUGAACGGCGGCAUCGGCCUCGUCUGUUUCGUCCUCACUCAGGAGUACGUGGGCAAGUCCUACCGGGCCAUGACCGGGACGUUGACCAGCAUGACGUUUGCGGUUGGCAUCGCCCUGUUCGGAGCUCUGGGCUACUUUAUCCGGCCGUGGAGGAACCUGGCCACGGCGGCCAACUCAUCCGGCGUCCUGUUCUUCCUGCUGUCCGUAACUCUUCCAGAGUCUCCUCGGUGGCUGUAUUCCCAGGGCCAGACGGAACAGGCUGAAGAGGUUCUACGCUACAUGGCGCUGAGGAACGGCAACGCUGCCAAACACCUGAUGCUGCAGCGCGUUGGUGCUGCUAAACCUGGUAGCCAUAGCAACGGGGGUGCCGGUGUCCUGCAGCUGGUGGUCCAUCCAGUCCUCCGCCUGAGGACCAUGGUGCUCAUGUAUGUCUGGUAUGCUUGCAGUCUGGUUUACUAUGGCCUGACUCUGGGGGCCAGCGAGACGUCUGGUAGCCGGUACCUGAACGUAGCCAUGUACGGCCUGGUGGAGCUGCCCGCCUACCCGCUCUGCAUUUACUUCAUCAACAAACAGUGGGCUGGGAGGAGGAAAAGCAUGGCCAGUUUCCUGUGUCUGGCUGGCUCUGCCUGCCUCCUCACCAUGUUCAUUCCUGAAAACACCGGGACCUUGCUGAGUGUUACGUCGAUGGCGCUUCUGGGAAAACUGAUGGUCAGUGCAGCGUUCAACAUCGCCUACGUCUACACGUCUGAGCUCUACCCAACGGUUAUCAGAAACGCUGGUUUGGGAGUUUGUUCAAUGUCAUGCAGAGUUGGAGGAAUCCUGGCACCGUUUGUUCCCUCCAUGCGGGCGCUCCACAGCUCCAUGCCCUUCACCGUGUUCUGUCUGAGCGGCCUGUCUGCAGGCUGUCUGGGCCUCCUGCUGCCCGAAACCCUCAACACACCCGCAGCAGAAACUCUGGAGGAGCUGGGCAGCCCCACGCACAGCCGAGUGCUGGAGAGCAAGCCUCUUCUGUAUGAAGACGACAAGUGGAAGUCCAACCACGAAUGAAGCCUCACCAGAGCCCGUUCCUCGGGGAGCUGCUGCCUCCAAGCGGCCUUCUGGUUCACAUCACAGAUGGGUGGAUGCUGAGCGGCGCUUCAGCCGGCAGGACGAGGCUGUCGUCAACCCACCGGGAGGUUUUUCAUUUCAUAGGAAGGCCAAUCGAUCCUCUGCCUUCAUUUGACUUCCUGACUGAGGUCAUGAUGUUUGUGCCUUAUUGGAAGGUGGACAGCAGGGAGAGACAGAAGACACGACUUCCUGUGCAUUCCAGAGAUGCUGCAGGUUUGUAGGAGCUGAAGAUACUUUGUCAGGCUCCACUUUCCCUGCAGCCAGAGACCCAACACACAUUCCCAGACGAUGAAGUUCAACACAUUCCUGGAGUUAGCUUUCUAGGACCACACUGAAUGUUUGAGGCCAUGAAGUCUUUCCUAUGUACACGUGCUAAAGUGACCAGAGACAAAACCAGCAUCUUGUGGGGGUUCAGACCCUGUUGAAGGUCCGUGUUCAGAGCUGUGGUGCUGAUACAUGCUGCUGAUCCAUCAGAACACCAUCAGACACAAUGUGUGGUUUUAUGUCUCAGUCAAGCUCCGUUGGAGACUCGUCAUUCCAUAACGGUCACAGGACUCUGUGGACUUGAAGCCUCGACACCUGGAGCAGCUUCUGGGGGUUGUGUUGCUGCUGUCACAUGUUUCUUCACUGUUUGCUCAUUUUCCACUUCAGUAUGAAGUCCUGCAGCUCUGUGGAAACAGCACGACCACAACUACAGCUAGACAGAGCUCAGAAAGGCCCUGUGUGCAGUAGGACACGGUUAUUAUGCCAAACACAUAUAAACCUGGAAAUAACAGAAGGUACAUUUCUUAAUCACUUAUUUUUAAUGAAUUGAAAACCAACUGCCCACUGGCCUGAAUCUGUGUCACCUGACCCUGGUUGCAGCUGAGUAAUUAUUGACUUCACAGUCCACUGAGGAGUGAAGAACUUUAUUUUUUUACAGAAUCUAUUCAGAGCAAACAGUUAAUUUUGAGCAUUUUUUAAAAACGCGGGACAUAUGAAUUAAAGGGAUUUUGAUGAAAUAUUACAAUUUCAAGCUUUGGUUUGGUAAAUACGUGUCACAGAGGAGUAGUUCAAGGACAUUUCUUUCUAUUCUUCCUGUUUUUACAGUUUGUGACGGAUUCACUGAUGCUUCUUUGUAACGUGACGCGCCUUACAAACCUGCUGCAGGGCUUCUGGGCUCCACUGGAGAUGCUCAGAGCUUCUAGAGAAACCUGUUAUUGAUUCUCUGACUGUCAAGGGGAUUAAAUCCCAGGAGCUCGUACAGUUCUGACAUGUCACACCUGGCUGUGAGAUGUUUGUUUCCUCUGAAGUCGGGUUCUGCGUCUGUUUUUGUGGCUGUGACAGCUGCUGCAGCUGGAUGUGAACAUCUGUGUUCAUAUAUUGAUACCUGACAAAGAGGAACAAGUUUAGCACAAAGCGGGUACUGCAAGGUGAGAGGUUCUGUUUAGUCCGUCAAAACAAAAUGUUUGUGGAUUCAAUCAGCUGAGGGUCUAAUUAAAGAACCUCUCAGUUUAUGCAAUGAUACGUCACCAUGACUUCACGCUAACCAAUAGGUGGAUGAUCAAUCAAACCUUUGCCCAUUUCCAAUCCAGCGCCCUGACCAGAAUGAUGUAUGUAAGUUCAACAACAUGGCAACACUCAUUCUGCCUACUGUGCCUUCUUAGUAAGUCCGUAACUGCGACCAAGGUGUAAAGUAUUAAAAAGAAAGACGCCAGUAAAUAGCGAUUAAGGUGUAAUCAGAGGGGCUAAAUGUUUUGUGGGCUGAUGUUUCAUGCUGGUGCAGCUUGUAGAUGAAGUGAAUGUACAGCGAUACCUGUGGUCUCAUGUAUUUGUGUAAAAGGCAGUAAACACUUGGAAACUU